Molecule: messenger RNA, 2187 nt
Organism: Limulus polyphemus (Atlantic horseshoe crab)
Lineage: Eukaryota; Metazoa; Arthropoda; Merostomata; Xiphosura; Limulidae
Product: upstream stimulatory factor 2-like
Exons: 7
Coding region: 238-1137 (299 amino acids)
Biological process (GO): regulation of transcription by RNA polymerase II
Molecular function (GO): DNA-binding transcription factor activity, RNA polymerase II-specific; RNA polymerase II cis-regulatory region sequence-specific DNA binding; protein dimerization activity
Source: RefSeq, a predicted model, not a curated record
GACGUGUUGUUUGGUCCCGUGAUCGAGUGUGUGCGCUUCCUGGUAAAUUCAAAACCUUCUGCCAGUUUUGGUCACCCACAUGGAUCUCUUAGAUCAAGAUAUAGAUACUAGGUAAAAACUGAUGUUGCACGUUUGUGCUAUUUAAAUUAAGCAAAGUUAAUAUUCUGCGUAUUACAAAACAUCAGCCGAUGUGAUGGCCAUGUAAGAUAACAUACGUACUGACUGCUGUGCCACAUCAUGCAGAUCAGUGGUGACAAGGUAAAUGAUUCAGGAGCAUCUGAUGAUACCUCACACAUGCAAGCUGAUGAUAGCUCAGUAAAUACAAUUGAAGAUGCUACAGAACUUCAUGAUACAAGUAACAUUCUUGAUCCUAUGGUUCAGUAUCAGUUAAGAGCAGAGAAUGGACAAGGUGCUGUGACAUAUCGUGUUGUACAAAUUGCACAAGAAUGUGAGUUGAAUGCAGAUGGUGCUGGUCAUGUAGUGACCACAGCACCAGUAAUAACUGGCCAGCAAACAGUUAUAACUAGCUACUCCACAGCCAGUGGUGGAGGUAGCCCGACAGCAGAUGUUCAUACCCAAGACACAAGGUUUACAUACUUUCCUGCUGUUGCAGAUGGGGGUAUAACUACUUCACAGUCUGAAACAGCAGCUUUAGCAGCAUCAAACUCAGGACAGUUUUAUGUAGUGAUGUCUCCCCAAGACGUGUUCCAUCCUGGACAAAGAACUCUAGCUCCAAGAACACAUCAGUUUAGUCCAAAAUUUGAAGUAACAAGAAGAGCUAGAGAUGAGCGCCGUAGAGCAACUCACAAUGAAGUGGAGAGGAGGAGAAGAGACAAAAUUAAUAAUUGGAUAGUGAAAUUAUCCAAAGUUGUGCCUGAUUGUUCAUCUGAUCAUACUAAACAAGGGCAGCAGAGUAAAGGGGGAAUUCUGGCUAAAGCAUAUGACUACAUUCAAGAGCUGAGAAAUGCCAAUGUCAAAUUGCCUGAAAUUUUAAAAGACAAUGAGAAACUCUUACUGGAUGCGGGGUUGUUGAGGCGGCAGUGUGAGGAGCUCAAGAAUGAGAAUCAGAUGUUUAAAGCACAUCUUCAACAACAGGGAAUUAGCAUUGUUGAUAAGAUAGAUACAAACACUGCUUAACAGGUAUUAUUGAGGAGCUCUGCUAUGUAUAUCAUUGGUGAUUUUGUUUCAUAUAAUAAAAUUUAUUUUAAGAAGGUUGGCAUAAAAAUACCAAACUUUAGUCAACAGUCUCCUUAGAUGUUUCUUUAAUAUUUAAUUUAGUAUUUUAUUUUAGGUUAUGUCAAGAGUUAUGAAAAAAUCAGUUUUUUAAAAAGGUAUUUGACAGUUUGAGUAUGUAUGUUAUUAGCUAUCUACUUUGAUUUUAGAAUAAGUAAGAAAUUAUCAUCUUCUCACCUAUUUAGAACAUCACUGUCAUCUCCCACUUAGAACAUCAAUGUCAUCAUCUCCCACAUUUUCAUACUGUACAGUAAGAUAUCACUUUAAUAUUUGUAAAGCCUUUUUAUAAACUGGAAUAAAAAUGCUUCCUUUAUUGGUAGAUUCCCUUAUUUAGUCACUUGCUUGGGGUGUGUGCCAGUUGUUGAUCAAAGAAGUUAAUCUAAACUUUCUUUCGUUGCCACGUUUUAUCCAUUUAUCCAGCUUACAUAAGACAGAGUACUAUUUGUAAAUACUUAGAAAUUUGUUUGAAAAUAAAGAUAGAAAUAUUUAUACAUGAAUUAUGUGAUUUGUCUUUGUAUUUAAUGAAAAUGUUUGGGAUAGUUGUUAUUUAAAUGGCUGUAUGUAAAUUAAAGGAACAAAGAAAGUAUCUUUGGCCCUAAUGUAGAAACCUGUGGAUAUAUUAUUACUGUGUACUGAGGAUGUAGGUCUCAAGUAAAGUUCUGUAUAGUAGUUGGAGGAAAUGCUUUACAACUUUAUGAAAUACAGGGAAAUUUAUAUGUAUAUUAUAUAUUAAAAUUUUGAUAUGAAUAACUGUCAUCUAAUAUAAAACAUUCAUUAUUUCUGGUUUAUUUUGAGAAAUUUUCAAUUGAUAAUUCUUUGCCUUUUUGUGAUUUGUAUUGGAAUAUUUCAAACUUGAUUAUCUGCUGUUUGUCUGUCAAAACUGUUUCCGUAACAUAAACUUUCACUUGCUUGCAGUUAAAGUGAUUGAAAUAAAUAAAAUAGUUUAUACCAUUG